UAGCGUGCGUCUCCACCUUCACCGCGCCUCGCCGUUUUUUCAUCUCCAUCGAGCUUGCGUCUCCGUCCUCUGCAUCUCAAGCCUUGCAUCUCCGUUCUCCGCGUCUCCAGACUGCGUCUCCGUCCUUUGUUUUUUGUGUCUCCAGCCGUGCGUCGUCCAACCGUGCGUCUCCAUCCACCAUUUUUGCAUCUGCAGUCUUGCAUUAUAGGGUACCAUUGGAUCUUGACUAUUGUCAAUGAAGAUAAAAAUAUGAUAUAUUUAUUGGACUCUAUGUCUAAUAGAAAUCAAGACGAUGCAUGGAAAACUAUGGUGACCAAUGGGGUCAAGAUGUACAAUGCUUCAAAGGGUAUUGCUAAAGCACCAGGUUUUAAGCAAUUGACGGGUAAUCUAAAACAAAGUGGUUCUGUUGAAUGUGGAUAUUAUGUGAUGAGGUACAUGAAAGAGAUAGUUGAAUGUGAAAAUCCACAGUUGGAGAAGAUGUUUGCAGGAACAAUCAAGAAUCAAUAUUACAACCAAUCUCAAUAUGAUGAAGUCAGAAGUGAAUGGAGCGAAUUCAUCUACUCGUAUCUAGGUGCCUAAAUGGGUCGUGUACGUUAGGAUAAAUAUUUUAUUUUACAUUAUGGAUUUUUGGACAUACAUACUUGUGGAUACACUUUUAGUUUGUGGAUAUAUUUUUUAGUUAU
Molecule: messenger RNA, 683 nt
Organism: Zingiber officinale
Lineage: Eukaryota; Viridiplantae; Streptophyta; Magnoliopsida; Zingiberales; Zingiberaceae
Exons: 5
Coding region: 250-579 (109 amino acids)
Source: RefSeq, a predicted model, not a curated record